GAACUACGCCUUCAGCUGGUUUAAGUUGCUGCCUCUGUAUCCAGUGUUCAGUUGCUGCCGGGGGAACUUGGGUAACAUGCGAGAGGGCGAUGGGCCAUGGGACUCCUGAUAAUAUGAACUGGGGUGGACUACUGCAGAGUCUGCUGCUUUUGGUCCAUCUCAGGCAGAUCAUAUGUGGUUCUGUCUGGUUUUCUGUCCCAGAGGAACAGGAGCCUGGUACUCUGGCCGGGUCACUUAGUAAACACUUUCCACCUCCGUACCAGCUCUUGACCCAGGAGUACCUGUGGAUGGACAAAAACACGGGGAAUUUCUACACCACUGAGCGAAAGAUGGAUCGUGAGGCCCUCUGCCCCGAGGAGACAAAGGCUGAGGAAUGCAUUAUUCUGCACAAUGCUAUUGUGAGGCCCUCGGGAGACCUUAUACAGUUUCCUGUGAUCAUACAGGACAUCAAUGACAAUGCACCUCAUUUUGAAAACAGUGAAAUACACCUGAGGGUGUCUGAGGACGUGACUGUAGGGACCAGUUUCUUAUUGGAUGACCAGGCUCAGGACAGGGAUGCCGGCCUUAACGGAGAGCUGAAGUAUCACCUGGAGGAUACUGAUGGGUUUUUCAGUUUAAAAAUUGACAAAGACAAUUUCAUCAUGCUGGUUGUGCAAACAGCCCUAGAUAGAGAGAUUCAGGACCACUAUCAGAUGACGCUGGUGGCCACCGACUGCGGCGCAGACCCUUUAAGUGCUACAGCGACUUUAAUAGUCACAGUGACAGAUGUUAAUGACAACUGUCCAAGCUUUAGCUCUGACAGCCCACGCAGUGUCACCAUCCCCGGAGACUCCCCAAAGAACAUGCUGGUUUCUCAGGUCAGAGCCGAAGACCCAGAUACAGGCCCAAACGCUGCCAUCGUUUAUUCCCUCAGUCCCAAAGUCUCUGAGCGAGCCAAGAAGCUCUUUAGCCUCGACAGCCUCACUGGGCACAUCAGACUAACACAGGACCUCCAGAGUGACAACUCCGAGGAGCUGGUGUUGAAAGUGUUAGCCAGUGGCCAUCACUGCCCCCCAGCCGACACUCAGGUAACCGUAUCCGUGCUCCCCAAGGCGAAUCAAGAGCUGACGAUCAAGAUCGGGUUCAUAGCGGAGCAUCAAAACCAGACGAUGGUGUUACCAGAGAACCAGCCCCCCACCGUCUUAGCUGUUUUAGAGCUUGAGGGUGACAGCAGCUUUAAAGGCUCAUCUCUUGCCAUUGAGGGCGAAGUGCCUUUCACUUUGAGCCCACAGAAUGGCAAAUAUCUGCUUUCCACAUCAAAGCCCCUAGACUAUGAGAUGAAAAGGGAACAUCAUAUUUCUGUGGUGGUGCACGGGAGGCCAGGUGAAGCAUUUGUGAUCAUUCCUUCUAGGCAUGUGAUCAGGGUGUUGGUGGCAGAUGUCAAUGAUAAUGCUCCACAGUUCCUCCAGUCUCACUAUCAGCUGGAGGUGGGGGAAAACAACCAGCCAGGAAUUCCACUGCUGCAGGUCUCAGCUUCAGACGCAGACAGUGGACACAACGGCAGGGUGACCUACAGCCUGGACAAACACACGUCGACCAUCUUUAACAUUGACUCUGUGACUGGUCAACUGUCCGUGUCAGCCUCUCUGGACAGGGAACAGCAGGGCAUAUACAAUCUCACUGUGUUUGCACAAGAUAGCGGCUCUCCUCCCUUGGAGUCCGUGACCACAGUGUCCAUUCGAGUUCUGGACCAGAAUGACAAUGCACCUGUUUUUCUAACCCCUCACUUCAUCUUUUUCAUCCCUGAGAAUGUACCACCGUUCGCCCAGGUGGGGAGGGUAGGGGUGACAGACCCAGAUGAAGGGGAGAAUGGGAACACAGAGUUGCAUGUUGUAAACAGCAGCGGACCAUUUGUUGUGGAUAACACCCAAGGGACACUUCGCACCACCACCGACUUGGACCGCGAGACAGAGGACCGCUACGAACUCUACCUGCUGGCCAGCGAUCAUGGCCACCCAGUCGCUUUGACAUCCACUGCCAGGGUAACUAUCUUUGUAGAGGACAUCAAUGACAACCAGCCAAAAGUGAUCCUUCCCAGCAGCAACUCCUCAUGCCUGACUGUUUCUCCUUCUGCUAUAGCAGGCACAAUGGUAACAAAGAUCUAUGCCAUUGACGAGGACUCGGGAAUGAAUUCAGAGAUCACGUACACUGCUGUGGCACCAGAGCUGGUGCAAAACAGCAGCCCCUUCCAGGUGGAUUCAAGGUCAGGGAACAUCACUUUAGCUCAGCAACUUGUACAAAAGGACCUGGGAAUGCAUCACUUAUUCAUUGUGGUCAGAGAUGGGGGAAAACCAGCUCCACUUUAUAGCACUGUCUGGGUUAAUCUGCUGGUCAGUGACAGUGGGGAGCCAUGCCACUUGGACAGGGCACCCACCUGGACAGGGACACCUGACUUGGUUCAAAGCCCCUCAAGGGCCUCCAUUUGUGAGCUUGAGACUCCUAGAUCUGCUCAACUGACAUUGUUAGCAGGCCUGGGUUUGAUGCUGACAUCCACGUGUUUGCUUGCAGCAACAGUUGUUUUAUACCUGAAACAGAGGAGAAGUCGUCUACAGCAGAAAAACAGAGGGCACAUUGACGAGAAUAGAAUUCCAUUCAGGCUCAAAGACAAAUAUCACUCUGAUGACUAACAGAAUAAAGCAAGCAAUGUGCAUAAUCCUCACUCACACAGUGUCAAGGAUGAAUUCAGCCUGUGAAAUAAACAUAUUCUGAAUAUU
Molecule: messenger RNA, 2753 nt
Organism: Lates calcarifer (barramundi perch)
Lineage: Eukaryota; Metazoa; Chordata; Actinopteri; Centropomidae
Gene: pcdh20l
Product: protocadherin 20
Exons: 2
Coding region: 90-2666 (858 amino acids)
Biological process (GO): homophilic cell-cell adhesion
Cellular component (GO): plasma membrane
Molecular function (GO): calcium ion binding
Source: RefSeq, a predicted model, not a curated record